Messenger RNA from Dictyostelium discoideum AX4, 2274 nucleotides. RefSeq lists its product as hypothetical. NCBI's taxonomy places the organism in Eukaryota, Evosea, Eumycetozoa, Dictyosteliales, Dictyosteliaceae. The coding region runs from base 1 to 2274 and encodes 757 amino acids. The record is from RefSeq and is a predicted model, not a curated record. The transcript has a single exon.
AUGAAUAAUAAUGAUGAAAUAAUAUUUUGGAAAGUUAUUAGAAAUAUUUAUUUAUUUAAAAAAAUAUUAUCAUUUUUAAAAUCAGAAUUUAGAUAUGAAAAAUAUGGAUAUGAUGAAAUUAAAGAUGUAAAAUGGAUGAUACAUAAUAAAUAUUUAUUAUUAUUAAAAGAUAAAGUACAAAGAAAUGAUCAAGAUUUAGCAUUUUUUAAAUGUUCAUAUUAUACAGACAGAAAUACAAAUAAUAAUAAUCACGAUUCAAUAUUUCAAUUGAAUGAACCAUUAAAAUCAGAUUAUCAAUUCUAUAAAGAUUUAUUUAAAAAUUAUUAUAAUUAUUUUAUUGAAGAACAGUUAUUAGGAAAUUAUGAUUCUAUUGAUAAUAACAACAAUAAUAAUAAUAAAUUUGAAAUAAAGAAAAUUAAAAAAAAACAAAUUAAAAAUGAAAGAAUUGAACAAAAAAGAUCAUUUUUAGAUAGAUUAAUUAAAUUUGAAAAUUUAAUUGCAUAUUCCAUAAUAAUUGAUGAAUUUAAAUUACAUAUACCAACUGAUGAUGAUUUAAUAACCUCAAUUAAUAAUUACUCUUUUGAAAUUUCAAAUUAUUUAAUUUUUUCAAAUGGUGGUAAUGAAGAAAAAGUUAAAAUAAAUAAAUCAAAUAAUGAAAAAAUUUGGAAAUCAAUAAUUAAUGAAUCUUAUGAUAAAAAUAAUAAUAAUAAUAAUAAUAAUAAUAACAAUAGUAAUAACAAUAUUAAAAAUAAUAUUAUUAAAAUUAUAGAUAAUAGUAUUGAUUUGAAAAUUGAUUAUUUAAUAAAUAAGGCUAAAAUUGAAAUACCUUUAAAAUUAUUUAAAUCAAUAGAAUAUCAAAUUAAUUAUCAAGUUGGUAAAUCAAGUUUAAAAACUUUAUUAGAUUCAUGUUUUACAAUUUAUUAUUUAAAUUUUAAAAUUGAUUAUUGGGAAAAAAUUAAAAAUCAAUUUUCAAAAAGUGGUGUUUCAACUAUAAAUGGUUACAUGGCAACUGAUAUAGCAGUAACUCAAUAUUUAAAUGAAGAAUAUUAUUCAAUACCAUUAUCACAACUUGAAAUCUAUAAAAAGAAAUUUCAAGAAUUAAAUAUAUUAUCAAAUAAUGUAAAUGAUAUUAUUGAUUUAACAGAUGAUGAUGAUAAUGAUAAAAAUAUUGUUAAUGAAAUGAUUUCAAAUUUAUUAAAAAUGAUAAUACCAUUUACAGGCUAUUCAUUUAAUUUUUUAAAUUAUUUAUAUUAUUUAGUAAUUUUUAAAAUUAAAAAUAAAAAUGAAAAUUCAAUAAUUGAUAAUAAUAAUAAUUUAGAAUAUUGUAAAUUUAUAAUUAGUAGAGAAGAGAGAUUAUUAAUAUUUAGUAUAAAAUCAAAAAAGUUUUUAAAUAAACAAAUUUGUAUUUUAAAUAAUAUGUUAAAAAAUAAUGAAAAGAAAAUCAAUAAUUUCGAUAUUUUAUAUGAUUAUUGGGAGGAUUUCAUUCAUUUUGAUUCUCAUACGGAAUUAUUAGAGAUUUUAUCAAUGAAAUUUAUGAAAAUUAAUUCAAGUUUUAUCAAUUCUUGGUUUGAUAUAUAUUUCUUUCAUAAAGUUAAAUCAAUUGAAAUGUUUGACUAUUUAUAUUCAAAAAAGAAUCAAGAAACUAUUAAUUUCAAUAGAUUAUUUUAUUCAAUCAGUUUAUUACGUCAUUUCAAGGAAAAGUAUCCAAUAAAUUAUGAAAAAUCUUUAAUUGAUUAUACAAUCAUUUAUGGUUAUUAUGAAAAUGAUAAAAUUCAAUUCCUAAUUGAUAACUAUGACCAAUUUAGAGGGAAAUUAAUUGAGCAUUUAAAAGAUAAUGGUAGUUCAUUAAGAUUUUAUAAUAGAGAUCGAUUAGAUGAUGAAUUAAUUUUAAAAGUGGUUCAAGAUCCUGAAAAGUUAAGAUGCUUUUUCCGAGAAAGAGGUACUGUCAUUUUUAAAUACUAUUUCGAUGAUACAAUUGAUAUUUCAAGUGAUAGAGGUAUACUAGUUAAAGAAUUAUGUUUUAGACGUGAUUUAAAAGCAAUUGAUAAAUUAUUAUUAACUAAAAGUAUUCCAUUAAUUUCAAAAGUUUUAUUAUAUGCUUCUGGUUGUGGUGCAAUUGAAAUAUUUAAAUUUAUUUUCAACAAUCCAAAACAUAAAUGGAUAUUUAAUGAAAAAGUUUUCCCUGAUGAAAUUCAACAUUCAAAUAUUUUUAAUUUUUUAUUAAAUUCAAAUGUUAAAUGUGAUAAUAUAAGAUUUAUUAAAUAUAUUUAUUAA